AUGAACACGGCAUUUUUUCACUCCUCGUUAAAAGCUAGAAACCAUAUAAGUCGUAUUAAUGCUAUCAAGGAUUCGAGUGGUGACAUGUAUGAAGGUGAGGAUGUUCCUAAAGCGCUUGUCCAACAUUAUGAAAAGUUUUUGGGCUGUCGGGGUGAUAUUGGCUCGUCCCCAAAGGCUGACUUGUUCUCGAAUACCUUGACUUCAGAAAUUGCUAAUCCUAUGGUGCGUCAGGUUACGGCGGAUGAGGUUCGAAAGGCUAUGUUUUCCAUUGUGCCGAAAAUUGCUACCCCCUCGAAUGUUACAGAUUACCGUCCAAUAGCGUGCUGCAAUGUUUUAUACAAAUGUAUUAGUAAAAUUCUUGCUGAUCGAAUUAAAGGGGCCCUUAAUACGAUUGUCAAUGUCAACCAGAAUGUCGGGCCCCCGCGGUGUGCGUUUAAGGUGGACAUCCAAAAAGCUUAUGAUACUGUAGAUUGGAGAUUUCUGAGAGAUGUGCUGCUAGGGUUUGGGUUUCAUGAUAAGAUGGUGAAUUGGAUUAUGACCUGUGUUUCUACACCAACCUUCUCGGUUUGUGUUAAUGGUGAUGUUCAUGGCUAUUUUAGAGGUUUGGUCCCUAGCAUUCAAAAGAGCACGAUAUUUUUUUGCAAUGUCCCUCAUCACGUGAAAACUGCUAUUCUAAGGUAUUUGGGGGUUCCGCUUAUUUCCACAAGACUGCUUUAUAAAGACUGUAGUGUGCUGGUUGAAAAAUUAGAUAAGCGUAUAUCCAAUUGGAAGAACAAGCUUCUUUCUUUUGCAGGUCGGUUACAGCUUAUUGUGUCGGUUUUAUCCUCUAUGCAUAUUUAUUGGUCUUCGGUAUUUAUUUUACCGGCUCGGGUGAUUCACGAUCUAGAAGCUAGAAUGAGAAAUUUUCUUUGGAGUCAAGAUAAUUCGUUUCAAAAAGGGAGGGCAAAGGUGUCUUGGAGAUCGGUUUGCACUCCGAAGUAUAAAGGGGGAUUGGGUAUUAGGCGUAUUGGUGAUUUUAAUAAAGCGCUCAUGGCUAAUCAUGUUUGGGGUAUUCUUACUAAAUGA
This is a messenger RNA of Helianthus annuus (common sunflower), 1065 nucleotides long. RefSeq lists its product as uncharacterized. The transcript is spliced from 4 exons. Lineage: Eukaryota; Viridiplantae; Streptophyta; Magnoliopsida; Asterales; Asteraceae. Bases 1 to 1065 code for a protein of 354 amino acids. The record is from RefSeq and is a predicted model, not a curated record.